Thamnophis elegans (Western terrestrial garter snake) is the source of this 1503-nucleotide messenger RNA. RefSeq names its product hemopexin (gene HPX). The transcript has 9 exons. The coding region runs from base 72 to 1484 and encodes 470 amino acids. Lineage: Eukaryota; Metazoa; Chordata; Lepidosauria; Squamata; Natricidae. The record is from RefSeq and is a predicted model, not a curated record.
CCUGUUGGGAAACAUCUGGCUGCCCUGAUAUAGGAGGCCGGGCAGCAGGGCUGGGCCAGCAGUAGAGCAGCAUGGGUGUCCUCUCUGCAGCUCUCUGCCUCAGCUGGGCCCUGGUGCUGGUGGGAACCCACCCCUUGGGACACGGCGGCCAUGGCAACAAGACAGCCGGCACCUGGCAUCACCUGGGCUCGGAGCCUCCAGCCAACAGCACUGAGUUAAUACAGCGCUGUGCGGACGAGGAGGGCUUUGACGCUGUCACGCUGGAUGAGAUGGGCACCAUGGUCUUCUUCAAAGGCUCUUUGGUCUGGAAGGGCUUCAUGGGUGCUCCGCAGCCCAUAGAGGACUCCUGGCCUGAGAUCCGAGGCCCCGUCGAUGCAGCCCUGCGGAUCCACUACCACGACCACCCAGACGGCCUUCACGACAACGUUUUGCUCUUCCAGAGCAAGAAGGUCUGGGCGUACCAUGAAGGGAGGCUGAGACUCGGCUACCCCAAGUUGAUUGAACAGGAGUUCCCGGGCAUCCCAGCCGACCUGGACGCGGCCGUGGAAUGCCAUCCGAAGGAAUGCCCGUCCGAGACCAUCGUGUUCUUCAAGGCCCCAAAUGUGUUCACCUAUGACCUGAGAACAAAGGCGGUGAAACGGCGUGACUGGCCAGCCGUCUCCAACUGCACCGCAGCCGUGCGCUGGCUGGAGCGCUACUACUGCUUCCAAGGCAUCCGCUUCCUGCGCUUUGAUCCACUGCGGGGUGAUGUGCCCCCCCACUACCCGCUGGAUGCCCGAGACUACUUCAUGCGCUGCCCUGGCAGAGGCCACGGGAGGGAGUCCCGGAGGAACAGCACGCUCUGGAGCAUCCUCAACGCCUGCAGUGGGCGUCCUUUCCCGGCCUUCUCCUCUGACGAUCCUGGGAGAAUCUAUGCCUUUCGCGGCGGCCAUUACUUCCGGGUGGACUCUGUGCGAGAUGGGCUGCACGCUUGGCUUCUGAACCACACCUGGUCAGGGCUGGAGGGGGAGGUGGACGCCGCCUUCAGCUGGGCAGACAAGCUCUACUUCAUCCAGGGCUCCCAGGUUCUCAUCUAUAGAGCUGAGCACGGCUACAGCCGGGUGGAGGGCUAUCCCCGGCCCCUGGUGGAGGAGCUGGGCGUGUCCCAAGCAGAUGCUGCCUUCACUUGCCCUCACUCCUCGGAGCUCUUCGUCAUCCAAGGAAAUCGCCUCCAGCCGAUUGACCUGCUGCAGAGUCCUCGUCGCCCAGGGCCAUCCCGCCUCCUCCCCCACCCACGCGUGGACAGCGCCAUCUGCACCACCAAGGGCGUCUUCCUGUUCGUGGGGGCUGACUUCCACCAGUAUCCGGACGUGGCUCAGCUGGCGACUGCUACCAUCCCGGCGCCGGCCCAGAACACGGCGGCCGUCUUUUUCCGCUGCUCUCCCUCCGGAGCUGCCCCGCAUCCUCCCCGGGGAGGGCAACGCCCCGGAGACCAGCCUCAAUAAACCUCUUGUCUCAGCCGUG